Leptopilina boulardi is the source of this 2085-nucleotide messenger RNA. RefSeq lists its product as uncharacterized. The transcript has 2 exons. Bases 1139 to 1765 code for a protein of 208 amino acids. The record is from RefSeq and is a predicted model, not a curated record. Lineage: Eukaryota; Metazoa; Arthropoda; Insecta; Hymenoptera; Figitidae.
AAAAAAAUAUUAAAAUUUUAAAAAUGCACCGAUAAUUCCAUUUUUUUAAAAUUUUAAUUAAAAUUUUUGCGUGUAAAAAUUGUUGACUAAUUUUUUAAAAAGGACAACCUUUUGAAAAUUUUUCAUUUGGGUCAGAGAAAAAUUCGAAAUUCCGUUGGGAAAUCAAGGAAAAGUCAAGGAAAAACGAAAUGAAAUUUUGGUGGUAACCUUGACAUUAAAUUUUGGUAAAAUUUUUUAUCUGUACUAAAAAUUUUCUGUCAGGAAAAAUUUUUUAAUGUCAGGGAAAAGUCAGAGAAAUUAAAAAAUGAAUUCUUGUGGCAAUCCUGUCUAUAAAGUAUUGUUAUGUAUUUUAUGUGAAUAUUUUAACUCGAUUAAACUAAACAAUUUUUUAGGCUUACCAGAAACUUUCAAUUUUAAUUGAAAAAAGCAUCCCACAUGUUGAAGGAGCAGAUUCACCGACCGAGGUUUCAUUUCCGAAUCUAGUGAUAGAAACCAAUGAAAUCGUUUCAUUGCCAAAGGAAAACGAAGCAGUUUCUGAUGAGCCUCUGCCUAAGAUGUUAAAUGCAGGCAUUCAAACUGAUUUAACAUCAUGUUUGUUGGAACUUAAUUUCGAUGAUAUGUGUAUAUCAGAUUCUCUUAUUCGUGACCUUAAAAAGAGGCUUAGAAAGUUUGGUUUGCACGAGGAAGCGUUUAAAGAGAAUGACACAAGGACUAAGUAUUUAACUGGUUUAGAGAAUUCGAAAAUCCUAUUCCUUAUCCAUGAAACAAUUGCUCCUUAUCUUCCUAUGAAUAAUACUAAAUUGUCCACUUUUCAACAACUAGUUUUAACUUUGAUGAAACUUAGGUUAAAUUUGGAUUUUAAGUACUUGGCUGAUAGGUAUAGCGGUUUGCGUUUAUACAUAGUUGUGUAUUUGUAUAUAUCAGGGUUACCACGGUGUCGGGGGGGUUUGUUAAAAUUCAUUAUCUGUACUAAAAAUUUUCUGUCAGGGAAAAGUCAGGGAAAUUGAAAAAUGGAUUCUUGUGGUAACCCUGUACAUAUAUUGUAAUAUUAACUAGUCUUUUCUGAGUUUAUAGGUUCAACGUGUGCCAAACAACAGCUUCAAAUAUCUUUCACUGAUGUUUAAAUGUGCUGUACGAUAUGUUCCAUGGACUGGUGUAUUGGCCAAGCAGAGACGAACUACAUGCAACAAUGCCGACUUGUUUUCAGGAGAGUUUUGGUGAUAGUAUAGCUAUUAUAAUUGAUUGCUUUGAAAUUUUUACUGAAACACCUUCUAAUUUGUUGACAGCUGCUCAGUGUUGGUCGCAUUACAAGCAUCACGAAACAGUUAAAGUGCUGAUUGGAAUCACACCUCAAGGAACCAUUUCAUUUAUAUCAGAAGCUUUUGGAGGACGAAUAAGCGACAAACAAAUAACAAAAGAUUCAGGAAUAUUGGACCAUUUGAUACCUCAAGAUGUUGUUCUGGCUGAUCGCGGUUUCUUAAUUGAAGACUUGCUGACACCAAUGCUAGUUACUUUAAAAAUGCCAGCUUUCACGAAAGGUAAAUCACAGCUUCACCCUUUGGAAUUAGAAGAAACUCGGAAAAUUGCUCACGUUCGCAUCCAUGUUGAACGUGUCAUCGGAGCUUUGAGACAAAAAUUUGGAAUCUUACAUGAUACAUUAACCAUUGCUAUGCUAGCGACAACAGAGGGAAAUGUAAGCCAAUUAGAUAAAAUUAUUCGUGUUUGCGCUGCGUUGUAUAAUUUAAAUACUUCUAUCAUAUCUUAAGCAUGCAAUUUAAACUUUUUAUUUGUUCGGUGGAAAUUUAAUUUUGGGUGAUUCAUCAUCUUGAAAAUCUAGUAAUUCUAUAAUAGUAUUUUUCAUGUUUUUAUUGUACAAUUUCAAAACUAAAAAUUUUACUUAAUAUUCUUAAUGAUAAACGAAAUUUGUUAGAUGAUAAAUCAUUUAAAAGUAAAUUUAAAAGCGAUUAAUCAAGGUUUGUACUCAAACGGGGCUUAAUGUACAGUGAAACUUGAUCUGAUUGCAUUUAAGACAUGAUUGGGAUUUUUUAAUUUCUUUCUAAUUUUUGGCUGGUGUGCAAUUUAUUU